Zalophus californianus (California sea lion) is the source of this 1266-nucleotide messenger RNA. RefSeq names its product NFKB inhibitor alpha (gene NFKBIA). NCBI's taxonomy places the organism in Eukaryota, Metazoa, Chordata, Mammalia, Carnivora, Otariidae. Bases 103 to 1179 code for a protein of 358 amino acids. Gene Ontology annotation, molecular function: protein binding. The record is from RefSeq and is a predicted model, not a curated record. The transcript has 5 exons.
GUCGCAGCCAGCGAUCCUCCCCUCCGUGACACUGCGAGGCAGCGAGCGCGCAGCCCGCGGCCGAGCGCACCUGGGCAGCAGCGCCAGAGCUUUCACCGCGCCAUGUUUCAGCCCGCCGAGCACGCCCAGGACUGGGCCAUGGACGGUCCCCGGGACGCGCUCAAGAAGGAGCGGCUGCUGGACGACCGCCACGACAGCGGCCUGGACUCCAUGAAGGACGAGGACUACGAGCAGUUGGUGAAGGAGCUGCGGGAGAUCCGCCUGGAGCCGCAGGAGGCGCCGCGCGGCGCCGAGCCCUGGAAGCAGCAGCUCACCGAGGACGGAGACUCGUUCCUGCACUUGGCCAUCAUCCAUGAAGAGAAGGCACUGACCAUGGAAGUGAUCCGCCAAGUGAAGGGCGACCUGGCCUUCCUCAACUUCCAGAACAACCUGCAGCAGACUCCACUCCACUUGGCUGUGAUCACCAACCAACCAGAAAUUGCUGAGGCACUUCUGGAAGCUGGCUGUGAUCCUGAGCUCCGAGACUUUCGAGGAAAUACCCCCCUACACCUUGCCUGUGAGCAAGGCUGCCUGGCUAGUGUGGGAGUCCUGACUCAGACCUGCAGGACCCAGCACCUCUACUCCAUCCUCCAGGCCACCAACUACAAUGGUCACACGUGUCUACACUUAGCCUCUAUCCAUGGCUACUUGGGCAUCGUGGAGCUUUUGGUGUCUUUGGGUGCUGAUGUCAAUGCUCAGGUGAGUGCUUCACGUCUCCAGACGGAAUGCAUCAAGGCUGCAAGGCCCUCCUCAAUAAGACUUCACGUGCUCUUGUUACAAGCAGAAAUUCCAAACUCAGCCAUAAACAUCUCAAAUUCCUUUUGGUUUCAGGAGCCCUGUAAUGGCCGAACCGCCCUGCAUCUUGCAGUGGACUUGCAGAAUUCUGAUCUCGUGUCACUCUUGUUGAAGUGUGGGGCUGAUGUCAACAGAGUGACCUACCAGGGCUACUCCCCAUACCAGCUCACCUGGGGCCGCCCAAGCACGCGGAUACAGCAGCAGCUGGGCCAGCUGACCCUCGAAAACCUUCAGCUGCUGCCAGAGAGCGAGGAUGAGGAGAGCUACGACACGGAGUCAGAGUUCACAGAGGACGAGCUGCCCUAUGAUGACUGUGUGCUUGGAGGCCAGCGCCUGACGUUAUGAGCGUCGAAAAGUAUCUAAAAGAACAUGGACUUGUAUAUUUGUACAAAAAGAGAGUUUUAUUUUUCUAAAAAAAAGAAAAAAAAAAAA